UGUUAAAUAACUAUCUGAGGCCAUCAUGACGUAUUUUUGCUCCGUAUCAAGCUUCAUUCAGAGCAAAUAUUUUUAAGAGUUGUUCGUUUUUAAACGAGAGUUUUAUAGUUACCCAGCAACACUUGCAAACAUGAAGAGAAGAUGGCACUUUGGAAGAGGCUUAUUUUGACUAUGUCGGUUUAGUUUUGCAAACGACAACGAAGCCUUUCAUGAGGGGUGGAAUUAGCCGCUAUUUAAUUUCAACUCUUUUAACAUCAUGAUAUAAAUAACAAUCUAAGGGAUGGAACCGAAUGAAAACAGGUUCUUUCAGGAGGAUGUACACGUAGCUGACCCGAGCUCCAAUGUAAACGGUACUUUAAAAAGGCCCUCGAAAUCUCGCUCUCGGGUUUGGGAAAAGGUUGUUUGGUUUACCAGAAGAGCAAAAGGAGGAAAAGACAGCAAAGGUGCUGGAGCAAGCGCUGCUGAGCUGUUGAAGAGCAACACAAGCAGUGGUUCGGACUUUGUUCGUGAUCCAAGAGCACUCGAAGUUGAAAAGUCCUCAGGCAGGCAUAAAAUACGGAAGAACCGAAGCAUCAAAUAUCUGAAACGACGCAAGGUGAGACAAUUUGGUGACGAUCUUUGCUCAGGUGUUGUUGAAACAGAAGUAAGUGUGCAGGAGUGCGGAACAGCGACGGGGACCUUCCAUGAUUUUAGCUCUGAGAGGCGCAUUUCCCGUUUAGAUCGAACUUCAAGUAACAACAGCUUGCUCAAUGAAAUAGCUAAAGGAAUGAACCGUUCACCGCUGAAAGCCAAAGAGAACGUGAAAAGCGUCUUAUCUCUUCCACUUCACGAUUUGUCACUAAACGAAGGAAGAAUUCCAGAUAAUAUCACUUCUCCAACUUUUCCUCCAGUUCGACGUAGUGUGAGCUUCUCCGGCCCAGCUUAUAACAGCUGGCCUCGAAAGAAAAGAACACAUCUUGAAAACUCUUCAAACGUUCAUCUGCUUUCUCCUCCUUUGAAGCAAAAACGCGUCACUAGUUUAAGAAAAGGAGCAUCAUUCAGUGGAUUUGAUUCUUCAAGGGUACAUUUGAAAAAUUCUUCUUUGCCACAGUACAGGAACGUGAAAAGCACCCCUCAUUUAACUCCAAUAGCACAGGGUGGUCACAUUAAAAAUCAAAAUGGUUCAACUAUUGGUGCAAUUCACUUUUAUAAAAGUCCAGUUCUUUACCAAGAAGAGGCAGCUGUUAAAAAUUUCCAACCAAAGAUGCAGGAGAAAGUAACAUAUGACAACUCUUUUUCUAAAUGCUCAACUCCUCACAGUUCAAUGUUUAAGUCUGACUUGAAAAGAGAUGGUGCAGUAUCUAUUCCAUUACCAAGGGGAUCAGAUAUAAUUACCCAACAUCCUGAUACAAUUGUUAAUCCAAAUCAUGAGAUGCUGGCAAAACAUGUGGAUGAGAGCAAUUUGGUCCAUAAUGAACACGGCUGUAGUCAAGUUCCCAACAGUUCCAAUAACUUAAUUAGUUUUACUGUUAGAAGCAGUGAAGGUCAAAACCCAACAAUUUCUGCAUUUCUGUUAGAGGGAGAAUGCUCUAGCAGCUGUUUGACAUCUAGUCCUGUUUAUUCUUCUGAGGAGGACUUGGAGAAGGAGAAGCUGUUGCUGCCAUGUAUUUCAUCUGAGUUUACAACACAGGUUGAUUCUACAAACCAAGACAUUGAUGGGGUGGAAAAAAAUGCUUGUGAUAAUACACUAAAAGAAUACAAUGGGCAUGAAAAUGUUUUCACAAGCCUUGAUGGUAACAAAGCUAUGGAUAUCCAAGAGUAUGAUGCCAAGGUCCAUGGAUUGAAAGCAGUUGAACAAGAUUCAGUUUCUUCCACUGUCACCGAAUAUAAUUCGCUUUCUUCAGUUGUAUCUGAUGUAAUAUCCAGUAACAGCAGAACAGAGACAACAGCCCACUGUGAUGCACAAAAAUGCUCAGCCCUUCCAUCUCGAAGACUUUCUUUGGUUGAUGAAAUUAGAACAGUUGAGAUAAGGACUUCUCUUGGUCACCAUGGUCAUGGGCAAACGUUAUGGACAGGAAAUCAAGUGAUUUGGCAGAGAAAGCCAACUAUUAAUGGAGCACAGUUUAAGAAGUGCAGUGAGGAUAUUUUGCAGUGGUUCCGUGAAUUUAAUGAUGAACAGAAGAAUAUUUUAAUUCGGAAACUUCUGGAAGAAUGUGAGUUGCCGCAGAUGCAUAUGCUGUCUGUUGCAAUGGAACCUGUUCUUCAUAAAAGCUGCCCUCCAAAUUGUCAGGACAUGUUGGCUUGGUUACCACAUCAUGUGGCAUUGCACAUUUUGUCUUUUCUUGACUUAGUGAGUUUGUGUCACUGUAGUCAAGUCAAUCACACAUGGAACAACUUGGCCAGUAACCCCUUGCUGUGGCAAAGUCUUUGCGGGUGCCCUGGCUGGCAGUUAUCAAGGAUUGGAGAAGAGAAAGAAAAAAAGAAAUACACUAUGGAUGAUGGAACAAUUCAGUGGAAAAAGAUGUUUGCAUCAAGGUAUCUUUUACAUCAGAAUUGGUUAAAAGGAAAGUGUAAUGUACGAACAUUUGAAGGCCACACACAAGGUAUCUCGUGUGUUCAGUUUGAUGACACAAGGAUUGCGAGUGGUUCAUAUGAUAAGACUAUAAGGGUCUGGGAUAUUCAGAGUGGUGAGUGUGAUGUAGUGCUGACUCUAGCUGGUCACUCAGGGACAGUUCGAUGUUUAAAUCUCAAUGGCAACAGAUUGGUCAGUGGCUCUGUGGAUAGAUCCAUUAAGGUAUGGGAUCUGUCAUUUAAGUCAUACUGGAGUGGUGCUUCAUGUAAGGUGACUAUGGUUGGUCACAUGCACACAGUCCGCUGUCUUCAGGUUGAUGAUGAGAAGGUUGUUAGUGGUUCGUACGAUAAGACCCUCAAAGUCUGGGAUAUUAGGACUGGAAAUUGCCAGCUAACUUUGAGGGGUCAUAAUGCUGCAGUGCUAUGUGUUCAGUUUGACGACAGAAAAAUAGUGUCUGGAUCAUAUGACAAGACUAUUAAGGUGUGGAGUCUGACAGAGGGUUCAUGUCUUAUGACACUGACAGGCCAUCAUGAUGCUGUCACUUGUUUGAAUUUAACAUUUGACAGCAGGAAGGUUAUCAGUGGCUCACUGGAUCACAAUCUUAAAUUUUGGGAUCUGCUAACUGGAAAGUGCAUUGGCACUCUGGAUUGGAUCAGAUCUGAGGGUCACACUGGUGUUAUAAGAUGUCUUCAGACAGACAGUUGGAGAAUAGUGAGUGCUGGUGAUGACAAAACACUGAAGAUGUGGAGCUUGGAAAGUGGACAGCGUUUGCUGACAUUACGUUGUCACACAGAUGGAGUGACAUGCUUACAGUUCAAUGAUUAUAGCAUUGUCUCCGGAUCUUACGACAAAACCGUUAAGUUGUGGGACUUCACCCCUUCACAUGAAUUUCUGACUCCUGGCUGAGCAGAGAGCUUCGAUAACAGAGGAUUCAGCCGGUCAAGGAUAUUUUGUUGCAGGCAUUUUGCAACUGACACUCAAUUAUUGCUGAAAUUGUGUCAUGGAACUUACCAUUUUGAAGUGUACAUGCAUGUACAACAGCAAUUUGCUUUAAGUGGGGAACUUUAAGAUAGAAUUUCUCAUCACCUUCCCUUUAUCCUCCGUUGCUUUCAAUUAUUGGACUCAAAGAUUAAUUUACUACCACAUGUGUCACUUCAACAUACAAUUUUUUUGUGAAUAAACCCUGAAUAAACUAUCUGUAGAAUAAACCCUGUGUACAGCAGUAUGAAGGCAAGUUACUAUGAAUCAAAUCUUAGAAUUAAAAACCUAAGUAAGACUUUAAAUUUUUGGUGGUGGCUGCCUGUUUGAGCAGAAAUAGUUGACGAGUUUAUUUACAGUGGUUUAUAAAUGACAAUUAUAGAAAUAUUUAUUUUAGAACAAAAGUAAACCAACAGAAUUUCUCUCAGGGUGUUAAGUCAAAAAUGUCAAGUUGUGGGACUUUACUCAUUCAUGGAUACAUUUAUUUUACAAGAGUGCUCUCUUUGUUUGAAGUAUGGCACGUAUUAGACAGACUCUUUUCCUUGCUUUGUUCAGUUUUUAACCUUCCACAUUAGCAAAACUGAGAUGUUCACGUGUUACUUAGGGCUCCAUGUGUAGGGAAUACCCAAAAGUGAAAAAGGGGAAAAGAUUUGAGUCCUAUUUUGGUGGAAACUUUGAAGGGCUAUUUUUAAGAACUAGAAAUUAAUUUUUUAUGUUUUGAUUUGGUACAUAGGUUAGUUCACAACUCAUAACCAUUAGUUUGAUUCUUUGUAUGUGAUCAGUAUUUUUGAACAAAGGAAUAUAUACAGUGAAGAAAUGGAAUAUCAAAGACCAUUCAAUUUUGCAUCUAAAAUGUGUUUCCUUUAAUUUGCUGCGAAGCCAUUUAUUUUAGACCAGGAUAAAAAAUAUCUGAUGUUUGGGUUGUGUUCACCUUCAGGGUUCUGAUGUGUUUUACUGCCAUUUUUUUACAUAAGGAUUCUGUUCCACAUGCCUUAGUCCUUAGUUGGGUGAAUUUUAUUUUUGUACCAAAGACUUUGUUAAUUUGUACUGUGCUGGCGUUAAUAUGCAUGUAAAGUGGCUGAUCAUUAGUGUUGAGGGUCACUGAUCAAUGGAAAUUACCAUAAGGCUAUUAAAGUAUUUUGAUCUCA
Stylophora pistillata is the source of this 4677-nucleotide messenger RNA. RefSeq lists its product as uncharacterized. Gene Ontology annotation, molecular function: ubiquitin binding. Lineage: Eukaryota; Metazoa; Cnidaria; Anthozoa; Scleractinia; Pocilloporidae. Gene Ontology annotation, cellular component: cytoplasm; nucleus. The record is from RefSeq and is a predicted model, not a curated record. Gene Ontology annotation, biological process: ubiquitin recycling; proteasome-mediated ubiquitin-dependent protein catabolic process.